Durotheca rogersii is the source of this 1989-nucleotide messenger RNA. Its product is annotated as kinase-like domain-containing protein. The record is from RefSeq and is a predicted model, not a curated record. Bases 281 to 1708 code for a protein of 475 amino acids. The transcript is spliced from 2 exons. Lineage: Eukaryota; Fungi; Ascomycota; Sordariomycetes; Xylariales; Xylariaceae. Gene Ontology annotation, molecular function: protein kinase activity; ATP binding. Gene Ontology annotation, biological process: protein phosphorylation.
UCGCGGGGCAAGAAACCGGGACCAAAGGCAUCAGUCCUAGGCUCUUACGCCAAAACUUGAUGCGUCGUUUUGAAUGCAGAAUCUAAAGACCCGAUAUUCCGAACGCCAUUACUUCAGCCAUGUAUGGACUGUAACUGCCAUUCGUGGUUUCUCUACACUGACUUCGUCGGACGAAGUCCCGUGCGUUCCACCAUUGACUCAUAGAUAGCCCUCGUCCACUCGCACAAAAUCCUCGUCACAAUUUCACACAAACCAUCCCUCAUACACUACAGCACGAAGGAUGGAAACAUACGAUAAAUUUGAGCCCGAAUGGGUUUGGGUCGACGAUGAAGGCAGUAAUGUGUACGCACAGGGAUAUGGACGAAAUCUCACUGUCAUCUUCUCCUUUUCUGCCGACAACCGCAACCCUCCUACCUCACUAGCCAAUCGAGUGUGCACCAAAUAUGAAGGACUCGAGACGGAGGACGCUGCAGCCACCUUUCCUACCAUCAAGGACUUGCACGCCGCCAUCUGGGGGGCAAUUCGUCACGUUUGGCCUCGCUACUUCUCCCACGCCGAUCUCGGAAUCAGGUUGGAUACCGUUGUGGCGGUCGACAGCAUAGACGGCUCUAUCGAGAAAGUUACGUGGAAUGUCUACAACCAUCCUCUCUUUCCCCAAUUUCUUCGGAAUCUUGCCGAGGAGAGUCUCGGCAGAACGCCGGUUGGUCCUGCCGAGUCGGUAGACUUUGCCCGCCUCAUCCGGUACGAGCAGCUCGGAGGAAGAGGCUGUACUACGCGGGUUCGUCUACCGACGGGCGAAUACGCCGUCUUCAAAGGCGUCGAUUUUCGAACUGCUUUGCAGUACAGCGACAACCAAGGUGAUAAGGUCAUUCGGAACCUGAUUCGCAAUUGGUGGAGGGAGUACAACACCCUCCAGCAAAUCCCGCCUCACCCGAACGUGCUUCCUCCGCCGUCGUUACUAGCUACGAUUCAGUGGCCGGACCGUUCGGCCUCACCAGUCUUCUGUGGUGCUUUGUUCCCGUUUUAUCCGGGGGGUAGUGCGGCUUCCCGCAUCGAGGACAGCAACAAGAAGGGGGUACGCAUUCCUCUACUUCUCAAGGCGCAUUGGUGCGCCGAUAUGGCUACGGCAGUCUUCCACACGCACCGAAUCGCAAAGAUGUAUCACAUGGAUAUCAAGCCUGGCAAUUUUGUCGCGGAUGCGAGUGAUAACCUUAUUCUCUGCGACUGGGAGCAGCACGACGCGCCAGCCACAACCCUCGCCCCCGAGGCGGAUGGGACCUGGGAUGUUACCGAGGACUUUCUGACCAUCCAGGCCGGGCGCCCUCCGUUACGGUACACAAAAUACUGUGGUAUACCCCGUCGAAACGUAGACGAGGACGUCCUCGGAGAUGCGCCGUGGCAUACGUGGAAUGUUUUCCCUAUUUGGAAUAAUACAUGCCCAUGGGCCCUCGAGCUUGCAGAAGUCUUCAGUCUAGGCAGAAGUAUGUGGAUGCUUCUUCGUCAACCAGAGAGCGACUUUGAGGACAUUAAGCAUCCCGACCAGCUCGUCACGGACUGGGACAAGUCUGAAGAUAUCCCCAUCACCUGGAAGCAGCUCGUUGAUCGAUGUAUGUCACGGGAUCCGAAUAAGAGACCCGACCUAUCAGAAUUGGUUGACUUUUGGAUGAAGGAGUGGAACGCUCAGAAGGCUGCGAACGGGAAUGACUAGCAUUUCAUAGUAGCAAAGUUGCAAGAUGGCACAAGGGAGACCCUGAAAAAAAAGGCCCAAGAGAGAGAAGGAGAGAAGAAAAGGUAGCAAAAACAGAGCACAGAUAUCCUUCAGCGGCAUGGAGGCGAGAGGCGUGAAUGACAUUAUUACAUAAGGAAAUGUCGAUCUUGGCAUUGUCGAGAAAGAGUAGGAGCAGGUUUGACAAAUGGGGGCUCGACAUGCAGGUGGGGCCUCUCGGGGUGGGACCUCCAGAUGGGACGAUCUGCGAUAGGUAGAUCGGU